AUGGGGUUCAGGGUGCCAUGCGUCCUCCUUCUGUUGCUGUUGGUCUCCCUGCCCCCAACUCAGGCCCGUGCGGACCUCCCCUCUCCCAGAGAUGGGGAGCCUCUGCCAAGCUCCCAUCACCAAUCCGCGUCCGGAGCCCUGCACCCUGCACCGCUCCCAGCGGGUGAACCAGUUCCCCGGUAUGGCAAAGUGCAAGGUCACCGCGCAUCACCCCUACUCUCACACUCCCUGCAAUAUUUCACAACCACCUUGUACGAUCCUGCCUAUCGCAAACCUCGAUUCAUGGUCGCCGGCUACGUGGACAACACGCAGAUCGUAAACUUCGACAGCGACAAGGCGAGUCAGCGGGUGGAGCCGCGGGUGCCAUUUACAGCGCGGGAUCCAGAGCAUUUGGACGAGUUGACUCGACUUGGCAGAGACAUCUUAAUACUUGGCCGAAUAGAACUGUGGACCCUGUUUGGCUACCAUAGCCAGAGAGAGAACGAGUCUCACACUGUCCAGUGGCUAUUCGGCUGUGACAUAGGGCCAGACUACCGCUUCCUCCGUGGGUAUAAGCAUGUCGGUUAUGACGGCCAGGAUUACAUCUCUCUGACUGAGGACCUGCACUCCUGGACCGCGGUGGAUACUAAGGAGGCUCAGAUCACCAGGCGCAAGUGGGAGGCAUCUGGUGUUGCAAAGUCCUGGCGAUCUUUCCUGGAGGGCAAGUGCGUGGUGUGGCUUCUCAAAUACCUGGAUAAAGGAAAGAAGAUUCUGCAGCGUGCAGACCCUCCAAAGGCACAUGUAACCCAUCACCCUAGACCUGAAGGUGAUGUCACCUUGAGGUGCUGGGCUCUUGCAUUCUACCCAGCUGACAUCACCCUGACCUGGCAGAAGGAUGGGGAAGACCAGACCCAGGACAUGGAGCUGGUGGACACCAGGCCUGCAGGAGAUGGAAACUUCCAGAAGUGGGCAUCUCUGGUGGUGCCUUCUGGGGAGGAGCACAAAUACACAUGCCAUGUGCAACAUGAGGGGCUGCCUGAGCCCCUCACCCUGAGAUGGGAGCCAUCUCCUUGGUCCCCAACUGGAGUGAUAGUUGGUGUGGUUCUCCUUGGAGUUGUGGUCACUGUAGCUGUGGCUACCACUGUGAUGCUGAGGAAGAAAAGCACAGCAUCUCACACUGUGUCCCAUGCUGGCCUAGAACUCACUAAGUAGCUGUGAUGUCCAAUCUUCAGUGUCAGCUUGGCUAGAUUUAGAAUCACAUCUGUAAGAGUGUUUCCAGAGAUUAAUUGAGGAUGGAAGAUCCAACCUGGGGCCCAAGGAUAAAGGAAGAACAGAAGAAAACCAGAAGAGAGGAUCCCUAAACUCUACUUCCUGAUCUACUGAAGUUUGAGGACUCCCAGCCCCAUGCUCCUGCUACCCUGUACUGCAUCAUGCCUUAUGCUGAGAGUGACUGUGCCUCUUAAAUCAUGAAUCAGAAUAAACCUUUCAUCCUUUAAGUUGCUCUGCUGAGCAUUUUGUCACACAAUGAAAAAAAGUAAUUAAUAA
Messenger RNA from Microtus ochrogaster (prairie vole), 1524 nucleotides. Its product is annotated as patr class I histocompatibility antigen, A-126 alpha chain-like. The transcript is spliced from 6 exons. Bases 1 to 1191 code for a protein of 396 amino acids. The record is from RefSeq and is a predicted model, not a curated record. Lineage: Eukaryota; Metazoa; Chordata; Mammalia; Rodentia; Cricetidae.